Molecule: messenger RNA, 699 nt
Organism: Saccharomyces mikatae IFO 1815
Lineage: Eukaryota; Fungi; Ascomycota; Saccharomycetes; Saccharomycetales; Saccharomycetaceae
Gene: GRX6
Product: glutathione-disulfide reductase GRX6
Exons: 1
Coding region: 1-699 (232 amino acids)
Biological process (GO): cellular response to oxidative stress
Cellular component (GO): fungal-type vacuole; cis-Golgi network; cytoplasm
Molecular function (GO): glutathione disulfide oxidoreductase activity
Source: RefSeq, a predicted model, not a curated record
AUGGUACAUUCUAAUAAGAGAAAUGCUAGAAUUUUAAGCAUUACGAUGCUACUAUUGUUGUUGGUCUUUUUUGUAGCUCAGAAUGCAAACUUUUUGACGUUAGAGACGAAGGAGCGUGAAUCUUCUGAACUUUUUGAUUCUGAAAUGAACAAUUUAGCUGCAGAGUCAACGAGAAAAUACGUUGCUGUGCCGACCUCUGCCACAAAUAAGGGGAGCUCUGAAGUGGAUGAAGAGAUUAAUGAAAUAAAACAGAAGGUGGGACUCCAGCGGCCCAUAUUAUCGGAUGAUGAUAGUUUGUCAGCUAUAAAAAGCGAUAAACAGUCAGGAACAGGUAAAUUGUUCAAUGUCCAAAAAGAGUACUCGCUCAUGCUAGACUUGUCACCAGUCAUAAUAUUCAGUAAAAGUUCCUGCUCGUAUAGUAAGGGUAUGAAAGAACUGCUCGAAAAUGAGUAUCAAUUUGUACCAAAUUACUAUAUAAUAGAGCUCGAUAAACAUGGGCACGGGGAAGAACUGCAAGAAUACAUCAAACUGAAGACCGGGAGAGGAACUGUUCCAAAUCUUUUGGUUAACGGAAUAUCAAGAGGGGGUAAUGAAGAAAUUAGAAAACUGCACUCUCAAGGAAAACUUCUAGAAUCAUUACAGUCCUGGAGUGAUGGAAAAUUUUCCGUCGAGCAGCAUGAAAAGCCUUCAAAUAACUGA